Molecule: messenger RNA, 5049 nt
Organism: Anastrepha ludens (Mexican fruit fly)
Lineage: Eukaryota; Metazoa; Arthropoda; Insecta; Diptera; Tephritidae
Product: putative polypeptide N-acetylgalactosaminyltransferase 9
Exons: 7
Coding region: 3634-4989 (451 amino acids)
Cellular component (GO): Golgi apparatus
Source: RefSeq, a predicted model, not a curated record
UUUCCGUGUUCCAGAUGAAAAGCUUGCCGCUUUGUCUCAGAUGAGGGAGUAUGUGCUAGUUUGUUCAACUUUUGAAAUAACGAAAUUCAAAAAUUUCUGACCGAAUAUUCUUGCUUGUGUCUUCUGGUUUGUUUUCAAAGCUAUUAGUAAAUCUAGUUCUUUUAAGCUCUCUGAGUUAAUUGAAAUAGAGACAUUACAGCUGGGAACUUUUUCGAUCUACAAAUAUUUGCUACUCUUCUUGAUGAAGGUGAUUGAUUACUUUGGCUAUAUUUGGUCUGAUCUUGGACAGAAAAGUCUAAAAGUAGCUCAAUUGGACGCGUAUACAGAUCCAUGUAACAUCGCGAAGCCCCGCCGGCCAUUUGUGAGUCGGAGACAUUUAUCAGAUCUUCUGGAUCUAAAAAAGUAGCAUUGACCGGAAUGAUAAACGGGCAUUGUCCAAUCCAUAUCCAACAGUGAGACUCAACCUAAUUUCGAGUUCCUUUUGCCAUCUCAUUUCUGUCUGGAGGAGUGUUGAGGUUGUUCUAUGUGAGCAUCUACUCUUCAGUGGGCCCCCAUUUUUUAACUGCAAAGGCGCUAUCAGGCUUGACUAUUAAUCGCCUUACCGCAUCAGAUAAUUUCAUGGCUAGAGCGUUGAGACUAAUCCGCUUAAAAAGACCUAGUCGACGGAGACUCUGGAUCUUUAUUCGCCACAUCGCUGUAGAGCUCAUUAUAUAGUCUGCUAUAUUCGCAACAUCCCGCUUCAUUCAGCGGUUCGGGCACCUAAAGGGCCCUUCUCAUUGAGCCUCCACUCACAUCCGCUCGAUUUUCGGUAUCACUAAAGCCGACUACGUACUUCACCCUGAAGGCUGCUGUGAAAGUGAGGUGUGGUUUGCUGAUAAAACUUGUGCGUGGUACAACAUUUGCUAUUCAAUUCUUACAAGCGCAUCUACAAUAUGGUGAACCCAUUUUUCACAACAACAUAAUUCAAUUUUAUAGAGUUGUUACCUCUUUUAUCUUAACUACAAAGGGUGCAUGUUUUAGCCUCGGCAAUGAAAAAAACAAAAAAAAAAUUACAUAAAGGUGAGAAAUUAAAAAGCAAAGCGACUAAAAAACCUACAAUUUUAAAUGAGCAAGCAAAGUGACAAAUUACGAAAGCGUAGAACGUAGGCCGUACACACACACACACAGCAACACACAUUAACACACUAAUACAUGAUUCUCGCUUAUCAGAAGACAAACAUGCAUAUUUAGAAUUUUACUAGUCAGUUGUUUGAGGGGCUGGGGUCUAACAAGCACGAAGUAUAAGCGGUCGAGGUAUUCACUAAAUUCAACUGGUACUGGGGCGGAAAGAAUCUCGAAGAGUUUCAAUGGAAAAGUGGCAACAAAAUGUUUUGUUUUGAUAAAACGCUUUUAUCAAACUAAUACACAUACAAAUAUUUAUACUAUACAUAUACAUGCGUACAUACAUGCAUGUAUGAGUGUAUUUUUAUCAGCUGCACUGCUGCGCCAGUCGACGAGCUACAGUUGGUUGAUUGGCUGUGCGCAAAUGUAAAAGUCUUUGAAUGUCAGUUGCGUGCUAAUAGACGGUGGCAUCGGAAGUUCGAAUGAAAAUAUAUAUGAAAAAGUAAAGAGUGAAAUAAAUGAAUAGUACAAAUACAAAUUAAAAACGCUCUCUGAAUAUAGGCGGUUGAUGACGUGUGUACCGUAGAAGGACAAUUGUGGCGUCGCUAAAUUGUAAUGGCGAAAAUGUGAUUGGAAAUAAAAAUAGUAUUUAUAUUUUACUGAAAAAUAUUUACACAGGUGUGAGAAAUAGAGAGAAACCUGUGUUGAAAAAGCAAUUUUAACUAAGCAGUUUUAUCUUUUAAAAUAAAUAGCUUACAAAAAGUAAAGUAAACGAAACGAAAGUAAAAAUAAAAAGAGAGAAUAGUGAAUUGUUAAAAGAUUGCAGAUGUGAAGUAUUAAGAAGAAGGCGAAAUUGUGAGUUAAUUCUUGAACGAAAAUAAAUGAAAUGCAGAUAAACAAAGCACAUACAACAAAUAUACGCAACGAAGCGCAGCAAUAGAGUAUAAAAAGUUUAUAGGAAAGCCAGUAACGAAAGGACAUAAAUAAAAAGAGCAAAAACAAACAACAGAGUGCGAGCGACUGUAACGCGCUGAAGUGGAAGCGACGGGAACUGAGAGGAACGACCGGAACGCACACGUACGAGUGCAUGCGAUGGACCGAGAACGACAACGCGGUUAAGGUCAACACAACAAAAACACAACACAUAUAGAGUAAGAUAAAUAAAUAAAGAAGAAGCAGCGCGCACACAUUGCAAAGGCAACUAGUGAAUGGUGGCGAGACGACAAUAAAUGCAAACAAACAAAAAAGUGUGCGGAGCGAAAAUAGAAGAGCAGCGCAUUGGGGUUUGUGAUUUUUGCGAUUUUUAUGGCCACAGGCGUUGAACACAUAACGGCCAACAAAAGACAAACAACAGCGGAUUGAAAUUAGAAAGGUAAACAAGCGAGAGUAAGAAAAACACAACUUAGCAUUGACGCGUGAUAAAGGGGCAAGAGAGAAGAGAAGCGAAAGUAGAAAGCGAAAGAAGUUGAACGGGAACAGGACACAGCAACUGCAAAAGGCAGUGAAGUGGAAAAGUGAAUGUGUAAGCGAAAAUAGAAGUACCGCUUAGAAAAUUUAGUGCUUUGCGGAAGCGUCGAUUCAGCGAGCGGAAGUCAAGUCAAGAGCGCUACGGAGAAAGGAGAGGAGGAGGAGAAAGAAUCAGAAAAGAAGAAGAAAAAACUUGGAGUUGGUUGAUAGAACAUUUAAGAAUAUGAAAUAGUAAAGGAUCAGAAAAUUCAAGGAAAAUCACACACACACACACCACAAAAAACUGCCAGAACCGCAGGAACUUAAAAGAAUUCGCUUCAACUGCAUACCGCAAGGCUAGUAAAUCAAAGCAUUUUAUAUUUUUUAAAACAAAGUAUUCGAAAAAAAACAUAUCAAAAGAAUUUUACUGUAACCGUUAUAAUUUUCAUAGCGUUUCUACCAAGCGCACCAAGCCAUAAAAUAAGCAACAAAGCGUUAGAAGCGACUAAACACAGAAACUAAUUGCCAAGCAAAAAACAAAAAAAAAACUAAUAAAAAGAACGAGGCUAAUUAUGCACAAAAGUAACAAAAAAAGUAAGAAAAAUUACGUCUAACGAAUUUGUAAAUAAACAACGUACGGCGCCCAAAAGUAUGCCAACUAAUUGCACAAAUAAAUAAUCACGUGACACUAGCCAAGCAAACGUUGCGUAGCGGCUUGCAUACCAAACUCAUAUCAGCAGUACGCAAUCAGCGAAAUCGGCAAGACAUAAAUUAAGCCUAAUUGAGGCAUAAAUUUAGGCGCGCAACACACACAAACUUCAGCUAAAGCACUAACGCAAUAAAAGCAAAGCACACAAAGUGACUCAUUUUGACGUGCGACGGUGAUAGAGCGGAAAAUCUAGACAGACGCAGCGAAGAAGGUGAAAGCGCGAGUGUGUGAGCGAACGAGUAAAGUGAACUUGCAGCGAAUAACUUGCACACCAACUAUCAACUACUAGUCAAUCGCACACCCAUACACACACACACACACACACAUACAUACCCUCCUUUCACAACUGCAAAAAUUAAUAUCACACAACGGCAAAGAUGGCGUUCAUUUGGCGUCGCCGCUCAGCAUCCAUUGUGAAAAUCGUGGCCAUACUCACCGCCAUCUGGUUCACUGUUGCCUUUUUCAUCUACAACGAUGACACGCGCAGUAGCAGCGACACCAAAUGGAACGGCAUGUCGUUGGCAUUGAAAAGUGUUGCAGGUGGCGGUGGCGGUGGCGGCGGCGGCGCGCCAGUCAAUGUGCCUGAUGGCGAGCAGGGCAUUUAUGAGGCCGGUGGCGGUUUCGGUGUAGAUCGCGGUGGUGCGAUUGUCGACGAUGGUGGCGCGAAUGGCGUGAAUGAUGUUGAUGCACCAGAUGGGAGAGGGCGUGGUGAGCAGCGUCGUGGUGUUGGUGAUGUGCCGCCACUCGAAAAUAAUCAACUACUUGCAAAUGAAGAUGUCGGCGCGGCCGCCGGUGGCGAUGACGGCGUAGAUCCAGGUAUUGUUGCGCCUGACCUUAAUGUGGGCGAUGAAUCAGUGCAGAAUAAUGUGGUGGUGGCGCAACCCAACGAGAAGGUUUAUCGUGGCAAAUUGAUUGCGGGCAAUAAGCUCAGCAGCAGUGGCGGCAAAAGGAAUGGAGAAGAUCUUGAUAAAGGCGUGCUCAUCGCACCAUUGCCGUCCAAGGAUGCACCUGGCGAAAUGGGUAAACCGGUAGUGUUGCCAACCAAUAUGACAGAGGAGAUGAAGAAAGCCGUCGACGAUGGUUGGACGAAGAAUGCCUUCAAUCAAUAUGUAUCCGACAUGAUAUCAGUGCAUCGAUCAUUACCGGAUACACGUGAUGCGUGGUGCAAGGAACCAGGCCGCUAUUUGAAAAAUCUUCCCGCAACCGAUGUCAUCAUAUGCUUCCACAACGAGGCGUGGUCGGUGUUGUUGCGGACAGUGCACUCAGUGUUGGAUCGUUCGCCGCCAGAGUUGAUUAACAAAAUCAUACUAGUCGACGAUUUCUCCGAUAUGCCACAUACCAAGCAACAGCUGGACGAUUACUUUAGCUCCUAUCCAAAGGUGCAGAUAUUGCGUGCCCCCAGCCGUGAAGGUCUGAUACGAGCGCGUCUAUUGGGCGCACGCCAUGCCACUGCGCCAGUGGUAACGUACUUGGAUUCGCAUUGCGAGUGCACCGAAGGUUGGCUUGAACCUCUGCUGGAUCGUAUCGCUCGCAACAAAACCACCGUCGUUUGUCCGGUCAUCGAUGUCAUUGAUGAUACAACAUUGGAAUUCCAUUUCCAUGAUUCGGGCGUAGUGAAUGUGGGCGGUUUUGAUUGGAAUUUACAAUUUAAUUGGCAUGCAGUGCCGGAACGUGAACGCAAGCGACGCCAGGUAUGUGCCCUUUUACAUGAAAAUAUGCGCCUCGUUUGGUGAUUUAACUUAUUUGUUAUUCAAGUCAGGUAGUUUGGUGAGCUUUAAACAGCCAUAAUUUUA